AUGCAAGCAUCCAAUAAAUGGUCUAGAGAUGGGAUAAGGUUUGUUUCAAUAUACCUUUUCGCUUUUCAGAUCGUUGAUGCCCGAAAUCCACUCCUGUUUUGGAGCAAAGAUCUUGACUCCUACGUGAAGGAAGUCGACCCUGCAAAGAAAGUUUUGCUGUUACUUAACAAGUCUGAUCUGUUGGAAGAAGAACAAGUGGCAGGAUGGGCGAAGUACUUUGCGGAAAACCAUGUAAAUGCCGCCUUCUGGACGGCUUUGGAAGAACCUGAAGAAUGCGAGGAAGGAUGUAGUUCUGCACCUUCAACGGCUUCAUCAGUGAAUGGGCUUCUGUAUCUGCGCAGUCGUGAUCAGCUUAUACAAUAUUUGAAAGAUUUGGGACACGUUAUUGACGCUCCUGGUAGUAAACCUGUGGUUGUCGGAAUGGUCGGAUAUCCGAACGUUGGCAAAAGUUCAACAAUCAAUAGAAUUGCUGGUGGCAAGAAGGUUUCUGUAUCGGCUACCCCUGGAAAGACUCGACACUUUCAAACUGUUCACAUUGACAGUCAACUGGUCCUGUGCGAUUGUCCGGGUCUUGUUAUGCCUUCAUUUGCAUUUGGACGAAAUGAGAUGUUUCUCAAUGGUAUACUCCCAGUGGAUCAGAUGCGGGAACACUUUGGACCGAUCGCUUUGUUGUUAUCGCGCAUACCGGUGUCCUUUUUUGAGCACACGUAUUCCGUCAUGUUACCGGAAAAUUCGGAGCCAUCUGCUUUGAACCUAUUGACAUCCAUAGCAUUCAUGCGUGGGUUCAUGUCUGCUUCAGGAAUUCCUGAUUGUUCACGUGCAGCUCGCUUUGUUAUAAAGGACGUCGUUAAUGGUCGAUUGCGCUGGGUAGCUCCUCCACCUGGAAUUGACCAAGAGGAGUUCAACAGUCAUCUCUAUUCAGUGACAGCGCCAUGCUCUGGACGUGUUCAACUCGAGCAACUGGAGAAGCGAGGGCUUCUUGAGGGAGCUGGUGUGCUCAACAAAAAAGUUGACUCCCAGUUUUUCAACGAGACCACGGGUGCUGCUCAUACUCGUAGUGCUAGAGGGACUUCUACUCUUCAAAGUGCUGGCUCUGUUAUACCAAACGCUAUAGAGAAGGGAGAUAAGCAUCAUAACAACAAGAAUAAGAAGGAAAAGCUCCGAAGAAUAUAUAGGAUCACCAUGGGGAAAAUAAUGAAGCCGGGCAAGGUUGUCCUUGUCCUACGUGGUAAAUACGCCGGUAGGAAAGCACUCGUCGUGAAAGCUCAAGAUGAAGGAGGUGCUGAUAGGUCGUACCCCCAUGCCAUCAUAGCUGGAAUCGAUAAGUACCCACUGAAGGUCACAAAAAGUAUGGGCAAAAAGAAGCAGGAGAAACGCAAUAAGUUGAAGCCAUUUGUGAAAGUUGUAUCGUACAGCCAUCUCCUUCCCACCAGAUAUUCCGUUGAUGUUGCUUUUGAUAAGGCUAACAUUAAUAAGGAGUCAUUGAAGAUUCCAAAGAAGAAGAGAUGCGCCCUUGCGGAAAUCAAGUCCAAAUUUGAGGAACGAUACAAAACUGGAAAGAACAAAUGGUUUUUCACGAAGUUGCGCUUCUAA
Messenger RNA from Cooperia oncophora, 1593 nucleotides. Lineage: Eukaryota; Metazoa; Nematoda; Chromadorea; Rhabditida; Trichostrongylidae. The record is from the annotation of a GenBank genome assembly.